Messenger RNA from Equus caballus (horse), 3438 nucleotides. RefSeq names its product RAS protein activator like 1 (gene RASAL1). Lineage: Eukaryota; Metazoa; Chordata; Mammalia; Perissodactyla; Equidae. The record is from RefSeq and is a predicted model, not a curated record. Gene Ontology annotation, molecular function: GTPase activator activity. Gene Ontology annotation, biological process: negative regulation of Ras protein signal transduction; cellular response to calcium ion; regulation of GTPase activity.
ACGUGGGAGCUGCCGCUCGCACGGUCUGAGUUUCAUCGGAAACGAAAAGAGAUGGGGGGAUAUUCGAGGCCCUUCCCUUGACUCUGAACGGACCCCCAAGAAUGUGCGACCUUCACUCUAGCGACCCCUCCCGCGGGCCGCGGAUACCGCUCCCGGACAGGGCAUGGAGGUCGGACGGAGGAGGCGGCGCCGGAGGCCUCCCGCCCAGCUGCACGCGUCUCGGACAGGCGGCGCUGGGACCCCGGGACAGGGCGCCAGUCUGGCAGCUGGUGACAUGUAGACGUCCUCUCCGCGGUCCAGCCUCGGAACCUGGGCGCCCUCCUGCCCGGAAAGUUUGAGGCUGGGCGCCAUGGCCAAGAGCAGCUCCCUGAACGUCCGCGUGGUGGAGGGCCGGGCGCUGCCCGCCAAGGACGUGUCUGGGAGCAGUGACCCCUACUGCAUAGUGAAAGUGGACGACGAGGUGGUGGCCAGGACAGCAACCAUCUGGCGGAGCUUGAGCCCCUUCUGGGGGGAGGAGUACACCGUGCACCUGCCCCUGGACUUUCACCAGCUGGCCUUCUACGUGCUGGAUGAAGAUACAGUGGGGCACGACGACGUCAUCGGCAAGGUGUCGCUGAGCAGGGACGCGAUUGCCGCUGACCCUCGAGGAAUCGAUAGCUGGAUCAACCUGAGCCGCGUGGACCCGGAUGCAGAGGUACAGGGUGAGAUCUGCCUGGCCGUGCAGAUGCUGGAGGAUGCACUGGGCCGUUGUCUUCGCUGUCAUGUGCUCCAGGCCAGGGACCUGGCCCCCCGAGACAUCUCGGGCACGUCUGACCCCUUCGCGCGCGUGUUUUGGGGCAGCCAGAGCGUGGAGACGUCGACCAUCAAGAAGACCCGCUUCCCACGCUGGGACGAGGUGCUGGAGCUGCGGGCGGCACCGGGUGCCCCCUCCCCGCUGCGAGUGGAGCUCUGGGACUGGGACAUGGUGGGCAAGAACGACUUCCUGGGCAUGGUGGAGUUCCCCCCUCAGGUCCUGCAGCAGAAGCCCCCCAAUGGCUGGUUCCGCCUCCGGCCCUUUCCCAGAGCCGAGGAGGAUUCUGGGGGCAGCCUGGGCGCCCUGCGGCUGAAGGUGCGCCUCACGGAGGACCGCGUGCUGCCCUCCCGGUACUACCGGCCACUCUCGGAGCUGCUCGCCACGGCGGUGCUGGGGCCGGCAGAGGAGGAUGCUGCCAGCCCCCUGGCUGUGCUGGAGGAGCUGACCUCAGGGGACUGCCGCCAGGACCUUGCCACCAGGCUGGUGAAGCUGUUUCUGGGCCAGGGCCUGGCCGGGCCCUUUCUGGACUAUCUCACCCGGCGUGAGGUGGCGCGGACCACCGACCCCAACACCCUCUUCCGUUCCAACUCCCUGGCAUCUAAGUCAAUGGAACAGUUCAUGAAGCUCGUGGGCAUGCCCUACCUGCACGAGGUCCUGCAGCCGGUCAUCAGCCGCGUCUUUGAGGAGAAGAAGUACAUGGAGCUGGACCCCUGCAAGAUGGAGCUGGGCCGCACCAGGAGAAUCUCCUUCAAGGGCGCGCCCUCAGAGGAGCACGUGCGGGAGGCCAGCCUGGGGCUGCUCACGGGCUACCUGGGGGCCAUCGUGGACGCCAUCGUGGGCUCCGCGGGGCGCUGCCCGGCCGUCAUGCGCCUCGCCUUCAAGCAGCUGCACCAGCGCGUGGAGGAGCGCUUCCCGCAGACGGAGCACAAGGAUGUGAAGUACCUGGCCAUCAGCGGCUUUCUCUUCCUGCGAUUCUUCGCGCCUGCCAUCCUCACCCCGAAGCUGUUCGACCUCCGGGACCAGCACGCAGACCCCCAGACCAGCCGCUCGUUGCUGCUGCUUGCCAAGGCCGUGCAGAGCAUCGGGAACCUGGGCCAGCAGCUAGGCCAGGGCAAGGAAGUGUGGAUGGCCCCCCUGCACCCCUUCCUGCUGCGGAGCGUCUCUCGUGUGCGGGACUUCCUGGACCGGCUGGUGGAUGUGGACGAGGAGGAGGAGGCUGGGGGCCCCGCCAGGGCCCUGAUCCCGCGCUCGGCGACGGUUCGAGAAGGCUACCUGCUGAAGCGCAAGGAGGAGCCGGGCGGCCUGGCCCCGCGCUUUGCCUUCAAGAAGCGCUACUUCCGGCUCAGCGCGGACGCGCUCUCCUACGCCAAGAGCCCCGAGUGGCAGACGCGCUCCUCCAUCCCCGUGUCGCACAUCCGCGCCGUGGAGCGCGUGGACGAGGGCGCCUUCCAGCUGCCGCACAUGAUGCAGGUGGUGACGCAGGACGGCGCGGGGGCGCUGCACACCACCUACCUCCAGUGCAAGAACGUGAACGAGCUCAGCCAAUGGCUGUCGGCCCUGCGCAAGGCCAGCGCCCCCAACCCGGACAAGCUGGCCGCCUGCCACCCGGGGGCCUUCCGCAGCGCGCGCUGGACCUGCUGCCUGCGGGCGGAGCGCUCAGCCGCUGGCUGCAGCCGCACACACGCGGCCGUCACCCUGGGGGACUGGAGGGACCCGCUGGAUCCGGAUGCUGAGACCCAGAUGGUGUAUCGGCAGCUGCUCCUGGGGCGGGACCAGCUCAGGAGGAAAUUCCUGGAGAAUUCUAGCGUGGACACAACUCCGGAGGCUGGCACAGCGAAGGGCUCUGGCUCCUUGGAAGGGGCCUGUCCUGAUGCCCUGGCCCGGCAGAAAGCAGCAGCUGCCCGCCUGCUGGAGGUACUUGCGGACCUGGACCGAGCCCAUGAGGAGUUCCAGCAGCAGGAGGAGGGGACGGUGGCCCCUGGCCCCCUCGGGCCCUGAGGGGAUGCCACAGCCACCUGGCCAGAGGAGAAGGAGCUGCUGGGCUCUUCUCAGCGUACCCUGGUCCGGGAGUGCCCUGUGGCUGUCCUGUACCUCAUUGAUGCUGUGGCUUGGGGGCUUCUGGAGAUAGCCUAGUCUCCUGUGCUCUGAGCCCAGAACCUGAGGCAUGGAAGCCCUUUGGCAGGGGCUCAGCCUUGCACUGAAUGAGUCUCACUCUCUGGGUUGAGGCCGACUGGAGAGGAUGGGAUAAGGAACCUAACUCAUUGGGUCUCUGCUUCACCGGACUGGCCUCUGCCUGUGAAGCACUGUGGCACCAGUGAGGCCAGCCUGGCCCUGAGCUGCUGGAUACAGCUGUACCUGAAUCCCUGAUGCCCAUGUGGUCUUGUUGCCCCAGACAAGCACUAAAUGGGCUUAGCCCUCCCUGUUUUCAUGUCUGUCAAUCCCUGUAACAUCACCGAUCCUCCUGAACCCUGCCCUUGGCCGAGGGUCCUAACCGCAAGCUUCCAGAACCAGGUGCCCUCAAGAAGAACUGAGGCUGGGAGCCUAGCGUGCCAGACUCAGAUCCUUGGAGGCUGGGAGACCUUGGGCCAGGCUCUUUCCCUCUCUUUGAGCCUCAGUUUACCCUGUAUAAAAUGAGGAAGGAGUGA